Messenger RNA from Trichoderma breve, 4518 nucleotides. Its product is annotated as regulator of chromosome condensation (RCC1) repeat domain-containing protein. Gene Ontology annotation, molecular function: protein binding. The record is from RefSeq and is a predicted model, not a curated record. Bases 1 to 4518 code for a protein of 1505 amino acids. NCBI's taxonomy places the organism in Eukaryota, Fungi, Ascomycota, Sordariomycetes, Hypocreales, Hypocreaceae. The transcript is spliced from 6 exons.
AUGAGUCAUUUGCUUUGGAAAUACUUCUGGGAGAACGAUGUCGACAAGUUUCGGCGUCUGCUGGCUUCGGCCGGCCCCAAUACCCAGGCGACAACAAGGAGUCCAGCGGUAGGCGUUGGAACACAUCUUGGAGCGAGUCCCGGUAGCAUCGGGACUUCACCAAGGACUACCAUCAAACCGCCGGAAGUCAACAGUCGUGACCAUGCCGGACUGACGCUAUUGCUGCGCGCAUCUUCUUCUACCGAUCCGAACGCCCUGGCCUUCGUUCAGGCUCUACUCGAGCACCCCCAUAUCGACCUGUACGCUCAAGAUCCUGAAAGCGGCUGGAAUGCCCUGCAUAGGUCACUGUACGCUGGAAAUGCAUCAAUAGCUAGAGCGUUACUGGCAAAGGAGCGUGGGGAUCUGCUCAUCAAGACCAAGGAUCACGAAGGAAACAGUCCGUUUGACCUCUAUAACUCGACGAUUGCUGCGAGAUCGUUACGUCACACGAUGGUUCAGUCUUUGGACGAUGAUGAUUCGGACCUUGGUGACGGGGACUUUGACCAAAGUGCUUCUAAAUUUAUGCACGCCAACAAACAUUAUGCCGAGGGAGAUGAACUCUUCAUGUUUGGAAGCAACAAGAACCUUUCCCUUGGGGUUGGGGAUGAGGAUGACCGACAGUAUCCUGAGCGGAUAAUGCUACAACGGUCAGACCAAUCCAUCCGCCGCUUCUAUGAUGAUUACCUUACACAGAAACAUGUGGAUGCACCGCUCAAUGACGUGGCCAUGUCAAAGCUGCACACUGCUAUUCUUACCGAUGACCCGAUAUCCAACCUUUAUGUUUGUGGCGUUGGUCGCGGCGGAAGACUCGGACUUGGGGACGAGAAUACACAAUUUAAAUUCGCCCCUCUCUCCGGGCCAUUUGCAGAUAAAAAGGUUUCUCAGGUUGCCCUUGGGCAGAACCACUCAAUGGCAGUCGUUGGAAACGGCGAGCUGUGGACCUGGGGCCUCAAUUCCGAUUCGCAACUUGGCUACGUGCUGCCUCCUCCUCUGAGGACAGAUGAAGAGCCGAUGAGCCUCGUCCCGCGGCAGGUUUUCGGCCCUCUCAAGAAAGAGAUCGUCCUUGGUAUCGCUGCAUCAUCCAUACAUUCGGUUGCUCACACUGGAUCGUCGUUAUACUGCUGGGGCCGCAAUGCGGGCCAGCUCGCCCUUAUGGAUUCUGAUUCUAGAUCACUGGAUCUACAGCAGACGCCUCGCAAAGUUGCCGCUUCUCUUUUGUCGGCGCCGAUUGAAAUGGUUGCCGCGAUUGACAGGGCCACCACCUGCUUGUUAUCAAAUCAUCAAGUUUGGGUAUUCACCAAUUACGGAUACAGUCUCGUAAGGUUCGCCUUCCCCGACGUUGCCCUUAACCGCAGUCUCAAUGCAAGCGUCUUCUCCACCAAGUUCGACGUAUCGCGAAGAGAUAUUCGAUACAUAGCAGCUGGUGGUGAGACGAUCGCUGCAGUCACGGCUCGUGGCGAUCUCUUCACCAUGCAAGUGAGUAAUAAGGGAGAUGCUGGAGCCCCAUUUGGCUCCACGACCAACCCCGUCAAAAUCAAGAGUGCGGUUUCCCAGCCGCAGUGCAUAUGGGAUUCAGGAAAAGACGGUGUUACAUCGGUCAGCGUUGGGGAGCAUGGAUCUGUCAUCAUCUGCACAGCAUCUGGCGCUGUCUGGAGGAGAAUAAAACGCCUCAAGGGCAAGAUCGAAUCCAUUGUCGAUUCUGGCGAUGUCAAGAGAAAAGACUUCAAGUUUCAGCGUGUUCCUUACAUCACGGAUUGCGUGGCUGUGCGCAGCUCUACUUUCGGGGCGUUUGCUGCCAUUCGAAAGGAUAGCAAAGUCAUGGCCCAGGAAAUUCACAUUUCCGAGCAGAAUCUCUGGAACGAUAUGGGCUCUCUCCUUUGCUUGAAGGACUUCUACACUCCCGAAAGCAGCUCUGAGAGUGACUCAUUACGGAAAGCUUGGAACGCUUCUAUCAUCAGAGAGGGUCCUGGCACUAUGGCCCAUCGGAUUCUAAGCUCUUCUGAUAUCGAAACGGACAUGCUUCAUUGGCUACAAGCCAACUCGUUCUUAUACGAUACCGACCUAGAGAUUCGCACAACUGCCGCGCCAGAUAUCAGGAUACCGGUGCACGGCUGGCUUCUCUCUGGAAGGAGCUCCGUCCUCCGCCAGGCUCUGUCAGACUUUCGGCUUGAUGGCUUCCAGCCACAAUCGGACACAUUUGCCUUGGAAAUUAUCAAUGACAAGGUGGUGCUGACUCUGCUCCACAUUGACAUAUUCACAAUGCUGAAUAUUGUGGUAUACGCCUACCAAGACAACAUUAUUCCCGUGUGGAAAUACACGCGCGAAGCCCCGGCUCUAGCCCAUCGCUUCCGCCAAGUUCGAACGGACCUAAUGAAAGUCGCUACAAAGCUCAACAUGCCGAAACUGGAGGCCGCUGCUCGGCUGCAGGCAGGCCUGGAGCGAACGCUUGAUGUCGAUUUGCAGGAAGCAAUAACCGACCCCUUGUUCUUUGAGGAUGGCGAUGUGAUAUUAGAACUGGAUGGGGACGAAGUGAUGCUCCACAGUCAUCUCUUGUGCCAGCGCUGUGCAUUUUUUGAUGGAAUGUUCAACGGUAGAUCACAAGGACAAUGGCUAGCUGGUCGCCGCGACGCAAUGCAGCACGUCGAGCCAGUUCGGAUUGACUUGAAGCACAUUCACCCGGAGACAUUCUCCUAUGUGCUCAACUUUUUAUAUGGAGAUAUUGGUGAAGAGAUAUUCGAUGAAGUGAUGGCUACGUCGAUUGACGAAUUCUCAGAACUCGUCCUGGAUGUGCUCAGCGUGGCCAACGAGCUCAUGAUUGAUCGGCUGUCACAAAUAUGCCAAUCCUUAAUUGGCAAAUUUGUAACCAAUCGCAAUAUAUCGAAUCUCCUGAAUGAAAUCAGCGCUUGUUCAGUGGCGGAGUUCAAGGACACUGGGCUGGAGUAUAUCUGCUUGCAGCUAGAAUCUAUGCUCGAGAAUCAUUUCCUAGACUCCCUCGACGAAGAACUAUUGUACGAACUGGAUAGCAAGGUUCGAGACAAUCAGCUCGCGUGCUUCCCAAUUGCAAAGAGCGGUCGAGCGGAGCUGCUGCUCCACGAGAAGUACCCCGACCUAGUGGUUGAUAUUGAAGAAGAAAGAAGGCGUCGUGUCAAAGAGAUGGCAUUUAAGCACGCUCAGAAGGAGGAAGAGAGAAGAUUAUCCUCUGUAUACAAGCCACGCUUUGGAAGUCUGGAUGAUCUUGCGCGAGGGUUAGAGACCCCUGAGAAACACACCAGACAGUCAAGGAGUGGUCGGAAUGAGCCAUUCAGUCCGACUUUACGCCCCAAGGAUUCCCAAGCCGAUAUGAUCUUUGAUAUGGAUGAUGAAGCACCCUCUGGAGGAAGCAGAAUCGUGUCUCCGCAGCUAUCGCCCCCUUUGACCCGCACCGAUACUGAUGCUGGAUCGAUCUCGAGGCUCCCGACAGAGUGGAAGAGCUCAAAAGGCAAAGACAAAGCCGAGACACCGCAGUCGCCUGUUCCAAGCCUGCCUUCUCACCAGCAGCCGACUAUCGACUCGGCGCCUGUUUCCAAAGAUGUUAGGAACGAUGUAGAAUCCCCAUACUCAACUGCCAACCCUCCGUGGGCCUCUGCGGCACUGCCUACUGCUAAACUAGAUCUGAAGGACAUUAUGUCUGAGGCUUCCGGAAAGUCAGCGUUGACGGCCGCCUUAUCGGCACAGAUGACAAAGGACUCGUCUAGUAAACCGCUUUCCAAAAUGUCACAGAAAGAACGCAAGAAACAGAUGCAGAUGCAGCAGGAAUCACAGGUCGCAGCGCAAGAAGAGCAGGCUAAAGCAAUACCGUGGGAAACAUCAUCGUCUAAGAAAACUCCGCCACCAUGGAAAGCAGCAACGCCCGUUCCAAAGACUUCACUGCAGCAAGCGAUGGCGUCUGACGUUGCACAGCGAAACGCAAUAUCUACCAAUGUCAAGCCUCUGGUUGCAUCUGAGUCUAAUCCUCGAUCCACGCCGAGACGGACAGCUUCCCCAGAUACUCGAUUCCCCGGACAGGGGCGUCCUGGCAACCCACAGGUAACAGCCCAAACAAGCGCUGGAGCGGAAAAACAACAGCAGAAGCCUCUGAUACCUCACUCCAAAUCUUACAUUAAGCCGGCACAAAAGACGGAGGCGACGUUGGGGUUGAGCAUGGCAGAUAUCAUCGGGCAACAGCAAAGAGAGCAGCAGCAGGUCAAGGAGGCAGUGGCAAAGCGAUCUCUCCAGGAGAUUCAACAAGAACAAGCCUUUCAGGAGUGGUGGGACCAAGAGAGUCGUCGUGCGCAGGAAGAGGAGGCCAGGCGGCACAGUCGAGCAAAGGGCAAGGAGGAGCAGGGAGGAGGAAGACGUGGCCGCCGGGGAAGGGGUGGAAAGGCUCGAAGCACACCCAAGACCGGCGGUAAUGCAUCUCGGGGCCGAGGUAGAGGGAAGACGAACAGAGGUGGAAUGUAA